Messenger RNA from Chenopodium quinoa (quinoa), 1227 nucleotides. Its product is annotated as protein TIFY 9-like. The record is from RefSeq and is a predicted model, not a curated record. Gene Ontology annotation, cellular component: nucleus. Lineage: Eukaryota; Viridiplantae; Streptophyta; Magnoliopsida; Caryophyllales; Amaranthaceae. Bases 411 to 1037 code for a protein of 208 amino acids. Gene Ontology annotation, biological process: regulation of defense response; response to wounding; regulation of jasmonic acid mediated signaling pathway. The transcript has 6 exons.
AAAUAAGAAGGGAGGAGUAGUGACUAGACAGAGGCAAUAGAGAGAAUAAAAGGUGAAUCACGGCCUUUGACACUUGUACCCCCACCUCUGCAGGAAUGCCCCAUUCAUCUCGUGAACGUCGUGACUCAAAUAAAUUAAAGCCCCCCUUCUCAUCCGUUUCUCCCUCCUCCUUUUUCCAUUCAAAACAAACAAAGUACAAUUCCAACUACUAUUUCUUUAUAGCUUGUUUAAAAUAUGUGUGAGUGAAGUCAAGCUGUUAGAAUUCCACCCCCUCUCACAUUAAAUUAACAUCCAUUAAGCUCCUUAAAUUCCUUGCUAUUACAAAUAUUCCACAAAUUUAAACACACUGCUUGUAAUCUUGAUCAACUAUUACAUAAGUGACAAAGUCCCAAAUCCCAAUAUACAAAGUCAUGGCUAAGUCUCACGUUGAACUCGACUUCUUUGGUUUGCAGUCCUUGCCCCAUCCUCCUCAGCCUCGGCAUCGCCUUGAUCGCCGUGAAAGUUUCCGUGGAAUAGCAAAGAUAAAUCCGGAAAUAGUGAAGAAUGUGAUAGCAAGCAAGUAUGGUGCACCUGCCGCAGCUGAUAAUAAUCCUAAGUCCGUGUCUCUUCCUGGGACUCCUCGUCUUGGAUUUUCUCAACUCCCCGUCUUUCAUCCUCAACCUCAACCUCAACCUCAACCUCGGGCAGGUAGCAUGGAGAAGGCUGGAGAAACUGCCCCAAUGACCAUAUUUUAUAAUGGCACCGUUUCUGUUUUUGAUCUGCCCCACGACAAGGCAGAGCACGUAAUGAAGCUAGCAAUGGAAAAGUAUGGAAAAGUGUUGGAUGAUUCAAGUUUAAAGACACCCAAAAUAAGUACUAAUACUGAGAAUAUACAACUAAUACAAGGAUCACUAAGUGAUGAUGGAGAUGAUGCUGAUAUGCCUAUCAAACGUAAGAAAUCACUUCAGAGGUUCUUUGAGAAGCGCAAAGAGAGGUUGGUGUCACCAUAUGCAAACAUGGAACACAUGGUUACCGGAGUCUACCAGCAAAAGACCUAAAUUAAUAUGCAAAUGUCACAGUAGCAGACAAAAACGUUGAUUACCCACGUCAAUUAUUUUGCCGUAUUGUUUUUGUUAUCUUAUUUCAAAGAUUAACCAAACACUAUCUUUCAAUUCCCUGUAUAAAUGUCUUCUUGCAACUUCCACCCUCUUUCCUUUUCUUAUGGGAAUUCUGCACGUUUUUAUUUUA